GCAGCCAUAAAAGGUUGGAGACGUCUGAGGAGAGGAGCAGACUCAAAAGCAACAAACAUGAAGAAGGUUGUUAUUCUGAUCAUAGCAUUCGGAUUCUGUCUUUCUGAUCCUGGACCUGAUGAGAAUGACAGAGUCUGUCAAGUUGCAGGCUCAGCUAGCUGCUGUAACAUCUGCUCUCUCACAUCUGUAACUCAAAAAGUGGGAGAACUGGGGGAGAAGGUUGUAAACAUGGCAGAAAAAAUUACUUUUCUGGAGACCAGGCUGCAAAACACCGAAAAAGAAGUUCUGGAGUUACGGAGCCUCACUGGAGGCUCUCCUCAGGUGGCUUUUUCAGCAGCUCUCAGGGAUUCUGGUUCUGGAGACAUAGGACCUUUUACCACUGCUACCCCAUUGCAGUACAAAAAGGUUUUCUCCAACACAGGCAAUAGCUAUAAUCCAUCAACAGGCAUUUUUACAGCGAUGGUCAGUGGAAUGUACUUUUUUCGCUUCUCAAUGUUCAACAACCUGGCUUCUACCCCAAACUCGGUUGUGAGCCUCAUGAAGAACAGCGAACGGCUGACGUCAGUGUGGGAUACCAAUGGGUCUGACAGCAAUGACAUGGGCAGCAACGCUGUGGUCAUCCCUCUGAAGGUGGGAGACAACGUGUUCGUGCAGCUGCAGCCAAACAGGCUCGUCUACGACGACACCAUGAACUACAACACUUUCAGCGGCUUCCUGCUUUUUACUGUGUGAUGCAUACAACAGCUCUGCAUGCCAGCAUGAUUUAUUAUUUCACAAUAAAGGAAGAUUCUUUUUUCAAUUUGCAAAUUAGCAUAAUUUGUGUAGAAAAUAAUUGAUGAAAUAAAUAAAUCAGAAAUAUUGCA
Messenger RNA from Xiphophorus couchianus (Monterrey platyfish), 863 nucleotides. RefSeq names its product complement C1q-like protein 2. Gene Ontology annotation, molecular function: protein binding. The record is from RefSeq and is a predicted model, not a curated record. Bases 58 to 732 code for a protein of 224 amino acids. The transcript has 3 exons. NCBI's taxonomy places the organism in Eukaryota, Metazoa, Chordata, Actinopteri, Cyprinodontiformes, Poeciliidae.